Messenger RNA from Cyprinus carpio (common carp), 958 nucleotides. RefSeq names its product claudin b. The record is from RefSeq and is a predicted model, not a curated record. Gene Ontology annotation, cellular component: plasma membrane; bicellular tight junction. Gene Ontology annotation, molecular function: structural molecule activity. Gene Ontology annotation, biological process: bicellular tight junction assembly; cell adhesion. NCBI's taxonomy places the organism in Eukaryota, Metazoa, Chordata, Actinopteri, Cypriniformes, Cyprinidae.
UCAAGAGACUAACAAGAGACAAAGAUCAUGGUGUCGGCUGGGCUUCAGUUACUGGGCACUGCCCUGGCCAUCAUAGGAUGGAUCGGUGUCAUUGUGGUCUGUCAUAAACACAUUCACAAAGCAGACUUCAUCAUUGGUAAUGUCAUCAUCACAGCGCAGACUUCAUGGGAGGGAAUCUGGAUGAACUGUGUUGUGCAGAGCACAGGACAGAUGCAGUGUAAAGUCUACGACUCCAUGCUGGCCCUCACCUCAGACCUUCAGGCCGCCCGUGCCCUCACCAUCAUUGCCAUCGUGAUUGGGAUCCUGGGCAUCAUGCUGGCCAUGGCUGGAGGCAAAUGCACCAAUUGCGUUGAGGAUGAGAGCGCCAAAUCUAAGAUCGGUAUCACUGCUGGUGUGAUUUUCAUCAUUGCUGGAGUGCUGUGUCUGAUCCCGGUGUGUUGGACGGCCCAUGUCAUCAUCCAGGACUUCUACAACCCCUUGGUCCACCAAGCACAGAAGAGAGAACUGGGAGCAGCUCUUUACAUCGGCUGGGCAGCCGCUGGUCUGUUGAUCAUCGGGGGAGGAUUGCUCUGUUGCAACUGCCCACCAAAGGAAGAAGCGGGAAAAUACACAGCCAAAUAUAAUGCUGCACCUCGGUCUGGAGCUUCUGCACCAUCCGGCAAGAACUUUGUGUAAAUGAUGAACUCUGAAAUGAACUCUAUAGUGCCUAUAAUGUUUACAGUCUUGGUUUGACCAGGAUGUAGCUGCUCAAAAAUAGUGAAAAGCAGUCAAUUAAACACUGAUGCUACAAGUUUUCUAAAUAUUUUCUACAUACUGCAUAAAACAAUGAGGAAAAUGGGGACCCACAUAAAAAAAAAAAAAAAAACUCUGCAGUUAAAGGAGGGUAAUCUGAAAUCUGUCUAAUGAUCAAUUUUUCCUCUCAAACCAUUUGUCAUUUUUGAUGUUUUUUCUUUCCAUU